Messenger RNA from Phragmites australis (common reed), 1327 nucleotides. RefSeq names its product MADS-box transcription factor 16-like. The coding region runs from base 292 to 975 and encodes 227 amino acids. Lineage: Eukaryota; Viridiplantae; Streptophyta; Magnoliopsida; Poales; Poaceae. The record is from RefSeq and is a predicted model, not a curated record. The transcript has 7 exons. Gene Ontology annotation, cellular component: nucleus. Gene Ontology annotation, biological process: positive regulation of transcription by RNA polymerase II. Gene Ontology annotation, molecular function: protein dimerization activity; DNA-binding transcription factor activity, RNA polymerase II-specific; RNA polymerase II cis-regulatory region sequence-specific DNA binding.
CCGACGCUUUCACCGAUUCGGCAGCUGUUUCCGUCCCCGUCGCGCCCCACCUCUUGUCCUCACCUCCCCGAAAAACUCACGCACACCACCACCCUCCUUGCGUCCUUCGCUCCUCCACACCACCACCUGCUCCUCCUCCAGCUCCUACCUUAUCACAGCUAGCACACACACGCGCGCGGCUGUGCCUGAGCUGCUUUCUCCUCCACUUCUUCCCCGGUCCAUCUGUUUCUUGCCUCCCUUUCCCUUGACCUGAAGAAGAGGAGGAGGGAGACCGACCUCAACUGAAGAUCGAUGGGGCGCGGCAAGAUCGAGAUAAAGCGGAUCCAGAACGCGACCAACCGGCAGGUGACCUACUCCAAGCGCCGCACGGGGAUCAUGAAGAAGGCGCGCGAGCUCACCGUGCUCUGCGACGCCCAGGUCGCCAUCAUCAUGUUCUCCUCCACCGGCAAGUACCACGAGUUCUGCAGCCCAGGAACCGACAUAAAGACCAUCUUUGACCGCUACCAGCAGGCCAUCGGGGCCAGCCUAUGGAUCGAGCAGUAUGAGAAUAUGCAGCGGACGCUGAACCAUCUCAAGGACAUCAAUCGCAAUCUGCGCACCGAGAUCAGGCAAAGGAUGGGUGAAGAUCUGGACAGUCUGGAGUUUGACGAGCUGCGCGGUCUUGAGCAAAAUGUAGAUACAGCUCUGAAGGAGGUUCGCCAUAGGAAGUAUCAUGUGAUCACCACACAGACUGAAACCUACAAGAAGAAGGUGAAGCACUCCUACGAGGCCUACAAGAACCUGCAGCAGGAGCUGGGCAUGCGCGAGGACCCGGCGUUCGGGUUCGUGGACAACACGGGGGCCGGGUGGGACGGCGCGGUGGCGCUGGGCGGCGGCGGCGGCGCCGCGCCGGACAUGUAUGCCUUCCGCGUGGUGCCGAGCCAGCCCAACCUGCACGGCAUGGCCUACGGCUCCCACCACCUGCACCUCGGCUAAGUAAUCAGCUCACACCAGUUAGGUUGUCUUGCAUGGACGCAUGCAAAUUAAACCCCUCCGUAGCCGACUUACUCCAUCGGAGAUCAUAUCACCAAGUAACGAAUAAAAUGCCCGUGCUACGUUACCAUCGACGAACCAACAGUUCAGUUGCGGCUCUCUCUCUCUCUCUCUCUCUCUGGUGUAAUCGUUCGUGUGCAGCUAUGUAUAUGUCUCCCAUGCAUGCAUCAAUGCAUGGGUCUGUCUCUGUCUGUGUCUGUGUGAAGAAAGGGGACUUGUGUGUAACGUGAUGUGUACCGUUUAUGCUUGUAUUGUAUUGAACUAUAGACGGCUACGUCUAUCUAUCAGACUUUGU